Messenger RNA from Solea senegalensis (Senegalese sole), 2844 nucleotides. RefSeq names its product syntrophin, gamma 1 (gene sntg1). The transcript has 20 exons. Lineage: Eukaryota; Metazoa; Chordata; Actinopteri; Pleuronectiformes; Soleidae. The record is from RefSeq and is a predicted model, not a curated record. Gene Ontology annotation, cellular component: dystrophin-associated glycoprotein complex; intracellular anatomical structure. Bases 350 to 1927 code for a protein of 525 amino acids. Gene Ontology annotation, molecular function: structural molecule activity; protein binding.
AAAAAAUCGGAGUCGAAAGGGAUCUAACAAGAGGACAUCGCCACCUGUUACGAGGAUUUCAGCAUUUUUUUACAGCAGCUCUUCAUCUGCAAGUGGGUUUUCUCUCAGUACGAUGCCGUGGCCACAUCCUCCUAUUACUGCUGCACGGACACCGAUUAGGAACCGCCAGCAGUGAAACCUCACUACAUGAUCGCCUCUUUCUGCUCUUCUGCUCCGGCUCCGCUGGGAAAAAUCCAGCAACAUCUACAGCCACUCAGAUCGAGGAUCAACUCACUGCUCCAUGGCUAGACCUCACCGUGCAAAGAGCUGGGGGCCUUUCUGCUGAGUAUUCCUCACUGCAUAGUAGCACAUGGAUUUCAAGACUUCAAAUGAAGAGACAAAGACUGGGAUUUAUUUGAUGCAAGAAGGUAAUGAGGAGCCAUUUAAUAUUCGACUGCACUUGGCCAAAGAUAUUCUGACCAUUCAAGAACAAGAUGUCAUCUGCGUGUCAGGAGAACCUUUUUAUUCAAGUGAGAGGACUGUAACGAUCAGGAGGCAGACGAUUGGAGGGUUCGGUCUGAGCAUCAAGGGUGGAGCAGAGCAUAAAAUCCCUGUCGUCAUUUCCAAGAUAUCAAAAGAACAAAAAGCUGAACUCUCUGGACUGCUUUUUAUCGGAGACGGUAUCCUUCAGAUAAAUGGAAUAAACGUUAGAAGCUAUCGCCAUGAAGAAGUGGUCCAAGUUCUGAGAAAUGCUGGCGAAGAAGUGACUCUCACGGUCUCCUUCUUAAAGAAGACGCCCGCCUUUCUGAAAUUGCCGCUGUGUGAGGACUGCACAUGCAUUCCAAGUGACCAGAGUAGUGGGACGUCCUCUCCUCUGUGUGACAGUGGUCUGCACUUAAACUACCAUCCUAACAACACGGACACGCUGUCCUGUUCGUCCUGGCCCACAUCCCCAGGGCUUCGCUGGGAGAAGAGAUGGGUGGACUUGCGCCUUAUUCCACUGCUACACUCCCGCCUGUCACAGUACAUGCCGGGCUCUGAUGUCUGCAGGAAAAAUGCUUUCCAGGUUAUUGCUGUGGACGGCGUCUGCAGUGGAGUUAUACAGUUCCCCACAGCAGAGGACUGUUUGGACUGGCUGCAGGCAAUAGUGAGCAACAUCUCCGGUCUCACCAAGCACAAUGUGAAGAAGAUUAACAGAAAUUUCCCAGUCAACCAGCAGAUUAUCUACAUGGGCUGGGUUGACGAGAAGGAGCAGGACUCCGUUCAGGACCGAAUGUAUUUGCCAAAGUUCCUCGCGCUGAGAGGUUCCUCGCUCUUCAAGUUCUCAGCACCACCUGUGACAACGUGGGACUGGACCAGAGCCGAGAAAAGCUUUACCGUGUAUGAGAUCAUGUGCAAGAUUCUAAAGGAUAACGACCUUCUGGACAAGAGGAAGCACUGCUUCAGCGUCCAGACGGAGAGCGGCGAGGACAUGUUCUUCAGCGUGGAGCUGGAGUGUGAGCUGCUGGUCUGGGAAAAGGCUUUUCAGAUGGCCACCUUCCUGGAGGUGGAGAGAAUACAGAGUAAAACAUACGCCUGUAUCAUGGAGAGCCACCUAAUGGGUCUCACCAUUGACUUCAGCAUGGGCUUUGUGUGCUUUGAUGCAGCUUCAAAGGCAGUGCUGUGGAGAUACAAGUUCUCUCAACUAAAAGGAUCAUCUGAUGAUGGAAAAAGCAAGAUCAAGUUUUUAUUCCAAAAUCAAGACUCCAAAUCUAUUGAAGCAAAGGAGCUGGAAUUCUCAAACCUCUUCGCCGUGCUUCAUUGUAUUCAUGCUUUUUUUGCUGCCAAGGUUGCUUGUCUGGACCCGAUGUUUGUGGAGAGCCACAGCACCGCAACCACCACUGGGAUAGCUUCACUGUCCAGUAUCUCAUGUAAUUCACAGAUACCCAAACUCAAAUAUGUCACUUGACAGGCGCUGCUCUCAGAGCCCUCGUGAAAAAAGACACUGAACUUACACACGUGACCAUUGCCUAAAGAUGUGGACAGCAGAAGAGGAGUAAACUGAGAUUAGGAGGGACUGAUACAGCCGUCAUCUCUGACGGUGCAUCAGAUUUUCAGGAAUUUCUGGAAUAAUUGUGGAACUUAACACAAACCUCUACUUUGAAUAACUUCACAGAAACACUAUGAGCCCAAAAAUGUGGGACUGCAAAUGUUUUCAAGUCAAGUUUUUUCCUUCCUCAGACACCACAACAAUCGACAACAACACACAAAAAGGAAAAAUCCACUCCCACCAUGGGUUUUUCUACUCUGUGUGUAGAAAAAACUUUAACUUAUAUUCAAAAUCAGUUUUAAAGCAAAAUAUAUUUUCCAUACAUUAUGUGACGUCCAACUAAAAGUUUUAAAGAGUUUAAUAUUAUUUUGCUGGCAGAAUGAAGGUAAGAAAUGAAUGGUUUUAAAUCGGCGCUGGUAUUAUUAUAUUCUAUAACCUUGUUUGUGUUCGUCUGUAUGUAUGAGUGUUUGCAGAAUUACUGAAUGAAAGUUGUCAAUCAGGUUCACCUUCCACUCAAGCGUAAUCUGACAAAAAAAAAACACUCUGAACAUGAUUUUAAACAGCUUGCAUAAUCUUUUUUUUAUAUCAUUUAUUAAAAAUAAAUUGAUUGUGUAAAUAAACACUGACGCUCAAAUGAGCUAAAAAAAAUGAUGAAUUAUGGUGAGAAAUGAAUUACGUGUAGGAGUUAUUGCGUUUGUUCAUUUCGAUGUGCACCAGAGUCGAGUAGAUAGACAGUGCAUAACCUUGUCAUUGUCAUCAUUUACUCUGUGGACCAAUUUAGAAGAAUAAAAAUCAGCAAUGGUGUAUUUUUGGAAUAUUUUAUCUUUUCUGACUCA